AAGCCAUUGGAGGAAACAACGUUCCCAGAUCAGCCCUCCGGUGUAUAUGCAAUGCAAGACUCCCCCACUUAGUUAGAAUCUGCUCCUACACACUGAACUCAGAUCAGCUCUCGAGUGCAUAUGCAAGACUCCUCUCUGAGACUCUGCUACACAGACUGAACUUAGAUCAGCAUUUGGCGCUCACCGGCGGUCGUUCACUUGAUGCGAGCUUCAGGAAGCUACUAGAUUUCCUCCUCGGAGAAAAGCGACGGCAUGACAGAACACCGGGUCUGAUUAGCGAUUGUUUUCGGCACCGAGCCGUUUCCCCCGCACCCGGCCGGGCUGACGUCUGAAGAAAAGCGAGACUGAAGGAGAAACGCGGAGCUUCGCGACCGCUAGAUAUAAUGAUCCGCGUCAAAACAGAGCUCGCUCUCUAGACUCACGAGACAUGAUGGACAGUUAAACGCUGUGUUGUGGCUCUGCGGCGAAGUGUAUCUCCAGUCUGCUGGCAGUUUAGUGGAUGAGGAAAUUUUCUGUUUUUAUACGUUAGCUCUUUGUUUUGUUAUAACUGGAAUGCUAAAGUAUUGGUUCACCAAGACGAGACAAUCCGCUGGAAGACUUCAAACGGCAGCAAACACGUUGGAAACGCGGCAUUAUUCAGCAUAAUGAUAACCUGUCGUUACACUCUCACGGUGACAGACUCGAGCCCGGCGAGUUCAUUUACACAUUGCUUUUAAACGAUCACUUUCUCAAUUUUGGUAAACUCAAAAGGCGUUUAUUUUGCGGAUGUUGUCAAACUUUAUCAACAAACUGCUAGCGAGCUAGCGUGUUCCGCCGGGUGAUUUUCGGCGCUAAAACCGCAUAGUUUACAUAAAACUGAAAACAAAGCAGUAUUUGACGGAAAAAGAGAAGAAAAACAGACUGGCUGUCAUGGCAGAUGGGGUUGUAACUUAAGGUCGAGAGUGCAACACAAAAGCAAACCUGCGUUCAUCAUUUAUUCUGUAUUUGUGGACCAAAGUUGAGGAGAGGUUUGCUCACCAUGUACCAGGGCGAGAUUUGUUUCAGUAUCUGAAUGCACUGACCACUGGAUUCAACAAAAUAUUAACAUUAGAGUAGCGCUCAGCCGCCAUCCAUCAGAAUGAAGAAAACCGAGAGCAAAAACAAAAGGAAACUCUGCACAUCUGAGCAGCAGGACAGCAGCACUGAAGGAAAAGACGAGGAGCUGCCGGCGCCGCCUCCCCUGCUGUUCAGGAAGCUGAGUAACCCAGACCUGUCUCCUGCCGCAGGAAAAACCAAACUGCAGAGGCAGCUCAGUCAGGAUGACAGCAGAGGCCGACGCAGCAGCAUGGCUGGCAUCCUCACUGGAAAGCAGCUUCUGCCUCUGUCCAGCAGUAUGCAUGGAGGAGUGAAUCAGCUGGCCUGGCAGCAGCACACAGGGGAGCCCAAUAACUUGGUCCGCAUGAGGAGUCAGUCCUUUGGCCAGUCUGCCCCGUCUCUCACUGCGGGACUGAAGGAGCUGAGUCUUCCUAGAAGAGGCAGUUUCUGUCGGACGAGCAACCGAAAAAGUUUGAUAGUGACAUCCAGCACGUCUCCAACGCUGCCUCGACCCCAUUCACCACUGCACGGGCAUCCAGGAAGCAGCCCAUUGGACAGCCCUCGCAAUUUCUCCCCCAACACUGCAGCCCACUUCUCUUUUGUACCAGCUCGAAGCCAUGGACACAGGGCUGACAGGACUGACGGUCGUCGCUGGUCUCUCGCCUCUCUGCCGUCCUCUGGCUAUGGAACAAACACCCCCAGUUCGACAGUCUCG
Messenger RNA from Danio rerio (zebrafish), 1789 nucleotides. The record is from RefSeq and is a predicted model, not a curated record. Lineage: Eukaryota; Metazoa; Chordata; Actinopteri; Cypriniformes; Danionidae.